AUGAUUAACGACGACGGAAAGCUCGUUGACCUUUACAUCCCCCGCAAGUGCUCUGCCACUUCCCGCCUCUUGCCCGCUCAGGACCACGGAUCCAUCCAGAUCAACAUCGGCCUGGUUGACGAGAACGGUGUUUACAACAACCAGAACAUCUCCUUCGCCAUUAGCCACAAGAUGCGUCUGGGUGGCGACGCUGACGAGGCCAUGAACCGCCUUUUCAAGGAGCACGGCCUGCUCAACUGA
Messenger RNA from Babesia ovata, 240 nucleotides. RefSeq names its product 40S ribosomal protein. Gene Ontology annotation, molecular function: structural constituent of ribosome. Gene Ontology annotation, biological process: endonucleolytic cleavage to generate mature 3'-end of SSU-rRNA from (SSU-rRNA, 5.8S rRNA, LSU-rRNA); translation; endonucleolytic cleavage in ITS1 to separate SSU-rRNA from 5.8S rRNA and LSU-rRNA from tricistronic rRNA transcript (SSU-rRNA, 5.8S rRNA, LSU-rRNA). Lineage: Eukaryota; Apicomplexa; Aconoidasida; Piroplasmida; Babesiidae. Bases 1 to 240 code for a protein of 79 amino acids. The record is from RefSeq and is a predicted model, not a curated record. Gene Ontology annotation, cellular component: ribosome; cytosolic small ribosomal subunit. The transcript is spliced from 2 exons.